GGUCCAGUGCAGUUGUAAAUCAAACGAAUACACUGUGAACACAAAGUAUAUAUAUAUAUAUAUAUAUUUUUUUUUUUAAGUAAAUAGUGAAUCAUACAAGUGUUCCAAUAUACUGUAUUUGAGAGACCGUGUCCAUUCGUGUGAUCGUUUAUUGCCGUUGUAACGUGACUAUGAUAAUUGAUCUCUGCUGUGUGCUCAGUGGGGAUGCCGCAGCCACACAUCUUGGCAGGUCGUCAAGAGCGAUAAACGGAAAACAAGAACAAGUCUCUUAGGGCAGAUAGCACCUAGUCAGAGGGGACCCUUUUCCCAGACGUAGCCAGCCAGCUAGGACCCCAGACAGACAAUCCCAGCAUGGGGAACCAGGACGAGACCAGGAAGCUGAACGGCAGCUCCUCGCACCCCGACGGCACCUCAGCCGUGGCCCCCGAGCAGGCUAAAGAGAGCAUGCAGAUGAAGAAGGACAUCUCCCUGCUCAACGGAGUCAGCCUCAUCGUGGGCAACAUGAUUGGCUCGGGCAUCUUCGUGUCUCCCAAGGGCGUGCUCAUCUACAGCGCCUCCUACGGCCUGUCGCUGGUCAUCUGGGCCAUCGGUGGAAUAUUCUCAGUGGUCGGCGCUCUGUGUUACGCAGAGCUGGGCACCACCAUCACCAAGUCCGGGGCCAGCUAUGCCUAUAUCCUGGAGUCCUUUGGUCCAUUCAUUGCCUUUAUUCGCUUGUGGACAUCACUGCUCAUCAUUGAGCCCACCAGUCAGGCGGUCAUCGCCAUAACGUUCGCUAACUACCUGGUGCAGCCGCUGUUCCCCACGUGUGAGCCACCCUACUCAGCCUCGCGCCUCAUCGCAGCCGCCUGCAUAUGUUUGCUGACGUUCAUCAACUCGGCCUACGUGAAGUGGGGCACCAGGGUGCAGGAUGUCUUCACUUAUGCCAAAGUUCUCGCCCUCGUCGUCAUCAUCAUCACAGGCAUAGUGAAACUAUGCCACGGAUACACCGUGAACUUUGAAGCGUCGUUCCAGGGCUCUUCUACAGACCCAGGAGACAUUGCCUUGGCCCUGUACUCUGCCCUGUUCUCCUACUCGGGCUGGGACACACUCAACUUUGUUACCGAGGAGAUCAAGGACCCAGAGAGGAACCUGCCCCUGUCUAUUGCCAUCUCCAUGCCCAUUGUCACGAUCAUAUAUAUCAUGACUAACGUGGCUUACUACGCCGUGCUGGACAUGAGUGCCAUCCUCGCCAGUGAUGCCGUGGCUGUGACGUUUGCCGACCACACUCUGGGAGUGAUGAGCUGGACCAUUCCCAUCGCUGUGGCUCUGUCCUGUUACGGAGGGCUAAACGCAUCUAUUAUCGCCGCAUCCAGGCUGUUCUUCGUGGGUGCUCGUGAAGGUCACCUCCCGGACGCCUUAUCAAUGAUUCAUGCAGAGAGGUAUACACCUGUCCCUGCUCUGCUCUUCAACUGUGCCAUGGCCUUGGUAUACCUGACUGUAGAGGAUGUCUUCCAGCUGAUCAACUACUAUAGCUUCAGCUACUGGUUCUUUAUGGGUCUGUCUAUCGCCGGGCAGAUCUACCUGCGCUGGAAGGAACCAGACAGACCCAGACCACUCAAGUUGACCCUGUUGUACCCCAUCAUCUUCUGUUGUUGCACUGUGUUCCUCGUGACAGUGCCACUCUACAGUGACACCAUCAACUCUCUCAUUGGCAUCGCCAUUGCCAUCUCAGGAGUGCCAAUCUACUUCCUGGGCAUCCACCUGCCCGAGUCCAAACGCCCACCCUACAUUACGAAGUUACUAUGUUCUUUCACACGCUUCACCCAGCUCACCUGUUUCUGUGUGCUCACUGAGAUGGACAUCACAUUGUCCCCUGCCUGGUGUAUGAGCUGAGGGGGUGAGAUCCACAUCAGAGCCUGUGGAGGUCUCUCCCUUCUCAGGGGCUGGAGAUCCAUGUAUGGCUAUACAUCUCGUAUCUUGUGAUGGAAUUACCUAGAGAGGUUAGACACUUUCAUUUUUAGAAUUUGAAUGUGCAGUGCCUGUCAAAAACAUUAGGAACACCUGCUGUUUCCAUGACAGACUGACUAGGUGAAAUCCACUUCAAUCAGUGUGUGUGUGUGUGUGUGUGUGGGGGGUGGGGGCUAAAGAAGGAUUUUUAAGCCUUGAGACAUGGAUUGUGGAUGUGUGCCAUUUAGAGGGUGAAUGGGCAAGACAAAAUAUUUAAAUGCCCUUGAAUGGGGUAGGGUAGUAGCUGUCCUGCGCACCGGUUUGAGUGUGUCAAGAACUGCAACUCUACUGGAUUUUUCACGCUCAACAGUUUCCCGUGUAUAUCAAGAAUGGUCCACCACCCAAACGACAUCCAUCCAACUUGACACAGCUGUGAGAAGCAUUGGAGUCAACACGGGCCAGCAUCCCUGUGGAAUGCUUUCAACAUCUUGAGGCUGUUCUGAGGGCCAAAGGGGGGUGCAACUCAAUCAGGAAGUCAUUCCUAAUGUUUUGUACACUGCAUAUGCCAAAGGGACAUGCAAACAGACUGAUUUUUAUAAAUAUUAAAAUGUAUUUCUUAAGUGAUGCUAAGGUCUGUUUUCGUGGAGCUUUUGAGUUAUGGAUGAUUUUUGGAAAAGGGGAACAAAUGACUCCAUCUGCUGCCAUGUGGUUCACCACAGCUCUACUACUGUCCUUAAGUUCAGUGUUUUUUCCAGCCCUCUGGAAAACUUCAGUUAUCACGUGCUGAUUGACCUCAAGGUUAAUGUAGUAUUCAAUGUAAACUAUCCACAGUAUUUGUCCAUACGCACACAUUUUCUGUAAUGGGGCUGGGCCUCUGUGAAAUUAUACAAUAUUCAUUAAUCUGAAAAACCAAUCCCACUCAGACAUCCUUCUGUUAUUGCUUUGGAAAAUGUGCAACAGCCCCAACUAAAUGCCAUGCAAUCUCAGCAAUGGCAAAUGUCAACAUGGUCUUUGGAGGGUUACUCAUGAGGUCAUGUCAGCUUUACCAACAGUUUGGGAUCACUUGAUGGGCUUAUUGGGGCAGCAACAGUGAAUUAAACACAUGAAAAGGAUCUCCUGGGCCAAUACUCAAUGAAGCCACUGAACUUCAGUAUAUUUUUUUUCUGGUGAUUGACUGCUGGUAAACAUGACUGAGCCAACUAACUUCACAAAAUGCCCCAUGGGAGAUUUGAUGGUUAUCUAAUUUGUGUAGUUUUAGCAAUAAAACUUCUUAACCAGU
Messenger RNA from Oncorhynchus keta (chum salmon), 3205 nucleotides. RefSeq names its product Y+L amino acid transporter 2-like. The record is from RefSeq and is a predicted model, not a curated record. Bases 352 to 1872 code for a protein of 506 amino acids. The transcript has 11 exons. Gene Ontology annotation, cellular component: membrane. Lineage: Eukaryota; Metazoa; Chordata; Actinopteri; Salmoniformes; Salmonidae. Gene Ontology annotation, molecular function: L-amino acid transmembrane transporter activity. Gene Ontology annotation, biological process: amino acid transmembrane transport.